Molecule: messenger RNA, 903 nt
Organism: Cloeon dipterum
Lineage: Eukaryota; Metazoa; Arthropoda; Insecta; Ephemeroptera; Baetidae
Product: ADP-ribosylation factor-like protein 3
Exons: 3
Coding region: 191-739 (182 amino acids)
Biological process (GO): cilium assembly
Cellular component (GO): cytoplasm; microtubule cytoskeleton
Molecular function (GO): GTPase activity; GTP binding
Source: RefSeq, a predicted model, not a curated record
GACCACCGGCACCCCCGUGGCGUGCUGACGAGGGUGGCGCGGGCGCGUGUUUUGGCGGUUCAACACAAACUCAACCACAUUCCAUUCUUCGCGUUUGCGGCCGCGCGGAAGCAAAAGAACCAUAGGUGGUGCCUUUUUGACACUUUAAACUCUCCGGGAAGCAUGUUAGCGGUUUGAACCGACGACAAACAUGGGAUUGCUAGCUUUGUUGAAAAAGUUUCGUUCGUCGCAGGAGAAGGAGCUGCGGAUUCUGCUGCUCGGGCUGGACAACGCGGGCAAAACGACUUUGCUGAAAAAACUGGCCUCCGAGGAUGUGACCCACAUCACGCCCACGCAGGGCUUCAACAUCAAAUCCGUGCAGGCCGAGGGAUACAAACUCAACGUCUGGGACAUCGGCGGACAGAGGAAAAUCCGGCCCUACUGGCGAAACUAUUUCGAAAACACCGACGUGCUGAUCUACGUGAUCGACAGUGCGGAUUUGCGUCGGCUUGACGAGACAGCGCAGGAGCUGUCCGAGCUGCUAACGGAGGAAAAGCUUUCGGGAGUGCCGCUGCUGAUCUACGCCAACAAACAGGACCUGGAAUACGCGGCGUCGGCGUCUAACAUCGCCGAAGACCUGUCGCUGCACACGAUCAAGGACAGAGCCUGGCAGAUCCAGCCGUGCUCGGCCACCUCCGGCGAGGGCGUCAAGGACGGCAUGGAAUGGGUCUGCACCAACAUCACGCCCAAGCGGAACUGAUUUUUGUUUUUUUUUCGCUAUUUAUAAUUCUGAUCGUUUCAAAUUUAAUAAAUUUAAUAUAGUGAUGAUGAAGUGGAUCUCGUAAUAUAAUUAUUGAGUGCGUGUUUUUGGUGCAGACAAGAGAGUGAGGAUUGUACUGAUUGAGAAAUAAAUAAAGAGAAUAG